CGUCAGGGAGGAGGAGGAGCUAACUCACCGAGAAGAAGUCUUCCGUGGCGGUUAAAGCCAUAAAGCACCGUAACAAAGACAAAAAAAGGGAAUAUCAGACACCUGCUGAUUUGUGGUGAUGACGAUGUGAUACAGCAAAGUCGUGUCCUCAACAGAGGUGCUGACCUCAUCUCACCAGUGGCCAGAGUUUGCCGUCCCCAUACCAGCCGAGAGAGGACAGCAGGACGCAGAUCAGACCGGUCAUGGCUGGCAGACAGCAGAGACCUGCAGCUGCUUCAGACAGCUCAGCAGAGACCAAAAGGACGGACCUCAGGGCCAAAGAGAAGAAGUGCUCAUGGGCCUCCUACAUGACCAAUUCUCCAACUGUGAUAGUGAUGAUUGGGUUGCCCGCCAGGGGGAAAACCUACAUGUCCAAGAAGCUAACACGCUACCUCAACUGGAUUGGAGUGCCAACUAAGGUAUUCAACCUUGGAGUUUAUAGGAGAGAAGCAGUGAAGUCAUACAAGUCCUAUGACUUCUUCAGACAUGACAAUAAAGAAGCAAUGGAAAUUAGAAAACAGUGUGCCUUGGUGGCACUGGAGGAUGUCAAGUCCUAUCUGAAUGAGGAGGGAGGCCAAAUCGCUGUUUUUGAUGCCACCAACACCACCAGAGAGAGGAGGGACCUCAUCCUUAAUUUUGCAAAGGAUAAUGCAUACAAGGUAUUUUUUGUUGAGUCAGUAUGUGACGAUCCAGAUGUCAUCGCAACAAAUAUCAUGGACGUGAAAGUGUCAAGCCCAGAUUACCCUGAGAGGAACAGAGAAAGUGUCAUGGAGGAUUUUCUAAAGAGAAUAGAGUGUUACAAAGUGACCUACCAACCUCUGGAUCCGGACGAACACGACAAGAACCUGUCCUUCAUCCAGGUCAUCAAUGUCGGCUGUCGUUUCCUGGUCAACAGGGUGCAGGACUACAUCCAAAGUAAAAUCGUGUACUACCUCAUGAACAUCCACGUACACUCCCACUCCAUCUACCUCUGUCGGCACGGAGAGAGCCAACACAAUGAAGAGAGACGCAUCGGGGGAGACUCUGAGCUGUCAGAGAGAGGGAGACAGUUUGCAGCAGAACUGAAGGGUUUUGUGGAAGAGCACCGUCUGUCAGACCUGAAAGUUUGGACCAGCCAGCUGAGACGCACCAUUCAGACUGCAGAGGAGCUGGGAGUUCCCUACGAGCAGUGGAAGAUCUUAAAUGAAAUAGAUGCUGGAGUGUGUGAAGAGAUGACCUAUAAGAUGAUUGAGGAAAAAUACCCAGAGGAGUUUGCCAUGAGGGACCAGGACAAAUACCAUUAUCGCUACCCUGGAGGAGAGUCCUACCAGGACCUGGUUCAGCGCCUUGAGCCAGUUAUCAUGGAGCUGGAACGACAGGGCAACGUGUUGGUCAUCUGUCAUCAGGCCGUCAUGCGCUGUUUGCUCGCCUAUUUCCUGGACAAAAGUGCAGAUGAUCUACCCUACUUGAAGUGUCCCCUGCACACUGUCCUAAAAUUGACCCCUGUGGCUUAUGGUUGUAAAGUGGACAUGUUUGACUUGAAGGUCGAGGCUGUCAACACUCACAGAGACAGGCCAUUAAAUAAAGUCAGAACAGAUGCUGUGCCACCAGGUUUCCACCGACGAAACAGCUUCACUCCGCUGUCCAGCCAAGACCAGAUUAAACGACCUCGCCUUUACAGCGUGGGCAACCCUCCACAGACACGCAUGUCCCAGGCCCCCACUUUACCCAACAUGCUGUUCUCUGAGGCGUCUGAAGGGGCAGAGGACUCUCUAAAUGGUUUCUGUGCAGCAGACUCAGACGACUGAUCUGACAGUUAAAGAGGCUGUUCUCCACAUGGAUGUAUCGCCAGUUCUGAGGACCAACGGUAAAAUCCCAACCAGCUUCAGCCAUAACAUUCUUAUGCACUGUAUUACGCACCAUAUCUGUGUAACCUUCGGUUUUUGUUGGAUAGGUUAUGUAUGUGUUAGUGUGAGUGUAGACAUACAUGAAUUCAAUGCCUUUGCACAAUAGCCUUCAAACUUAGGCUGCAAUCCACCUCAGAUAAAUAAUAUAAAUAAAGUAAUCUCUUAGCACACUCCACAUAAUGUAGUCUACAGUCAUAAUAUGCUGUAUUAGAUGUAGAACAUGUUGAUUGUACAUUUUAUACCUCAUUGUAAGCUGUUGCCUUCCAUUUAGUGUAAGACUUGAGGAAAGCCAUGCACAGCGUUAGUUUUUCCUCAGAUUCUCUCUCAAAGUUACCUGUUAAACUUUCCAGGUAAUGUCCAUCCUUCCUAGGGUGGUCUGACGAGACGUAAUAAUAAUUUUAUUUUGAAGGGUAAUUUAAAGCAGUGGUUCCCAACCUGGGGGUCAGGACUCCCGCUAGGGGUCGCCAAAGCUUUACAAAGGCUCCCAAGACCUUCUUGAUUUUAAGGUGUGCGAGAAAACCUUAAAAAUAUACACAGUAUGAACACAGUAGGGCUAUAUCUACUAUAUCUAUCUAUAAAAUAAGCCUAAUAAUCUGUAUAGUUGUUAAAAAAUACAUAAUAGAGACAGAGAAUUGUAUAAAAAGUUCCCUAAACAGGAAAUAAUCUGCUCAAAAUUCAUCAGAAUCACUCAUUUUACACAAACUUCUUGCAGUUACUGAGGUCACUA
Messenger RNA from Morone saxatilis (striped sea-bass), 2652 nucleotides. It is a transcript of the gene pfkfb2a, whose product is annotated as 6-phosphofructo-2-kinase/fructose-2,6-biphosphatase 2a. The transcript has 17 exons. Lineage: Eukaryota; Metazoa; Chordata; Actinopteri; Moronidae. The record is from RefSeq and is a predicted model, not a curated record. Gene Ontology annotation, biological process: fructose 2,6-bisphosphate metabolic process; fructose metabolic process. The coding region runs from base 243 to 1826 and encodes 527 amino acids. Gene Ontology annotation, cellular component: cytosol. Gene Ontology annotation, molecular function: fructose-2,6-bisphosphate 2-phosphatase activity; ATP binding; 6-phosphofructo-2-kinase activity.